Molecule: messenger RNA, 1767 nt
Organism: Trichoderma harzianum CBS 226.95
Lineage: Eukaryota; Fungi; Ascomycota; Sordariomycetes; Hypocreales; Hypocreaceae
Exons: 2
Coding region: 1-1767 (588 amino acids)
Source: RefSeq, a predicted model, not a curated record
AUGCAAAUCAAGAACGUUCUCACUGGCCUUGUUGGCCUGGCUGUCCUGGCUGACGCCGCUUCAAUCGAGCGCCGAUCUCCUUUCGGUCGUACUCUGGCUCGUCGCCAGAACAACUUCGGUCAAAACAAUGGUCAAAACAAUGGUCAGAACAAUGGUCAGAACAAUGGUCAGAACAAUGGUCAGAACAAUGGUCAGAACAAUGGUCAGAACAAUGGUCAGAACAAUGGUCAAAACAACGGCCAAAACGGUGGCAACAACGCCAACAACGGAGGCAAUGCUGCUGGUGCGACCCUGGAUUCCAACCUGAUCCAGACUGGCUCCCAGCAAGACGGCAACAACCCUGGUGCCGAUGGCCAGUCCGCUUCUGCUACUGACAACUUCAACUUCAUCAACUUCUGUCAGGGCAAGACUAUCACCAACGGUGAGCAGGUUAAGACCGGAUCUUGCAAUGGUAUCCCCAUGGGCAACAUCCCCUCUACAGAGAACAUGGUCUCCUCUGUCUUUGUUAACCCCCAGGACGGUCAAAACAUUGCAGAGAACACCACCUUCAACAUCCAGGUGCAAAUGAUCAACUUUGCCCCUGGUACCUUUACCAACGCCACCUCUACCUACUACGCCGCUCCUCAGGACGUUGAUGGCAACGGCAACAUCAUUGGCCACACUCACGUCACUGUCCAGAGCACUGGUAACACCCUGAACCCUACCCAGCCUUUGGACCCCAAGCUGUUCGCCUUCUUCAAGGGUAUCAACGAUGCUGGUAACGGCCAGGGUCUUCUGUCUGCUGAGGUUACCGACGGUCUUCCCGCCGGAAACUACCGUGUCUGCUCCAUGUCUUCUGCUGCCAACCACCAGCCUGUGCUGAUGCCUGUGGCUCAGCGUGGUGCUCAGGAUGACUGCGUUCGUUUCACCGUCGGUGGAAACGGCAACAAUGGUAACAACGGUGGCAACGCCAACAACGGCCAGGGUAACGCCAACAACGGUCAGGGCAAUGCCAACAACGGUCAGGGUAACGCCAACAACGGUCAGGGCAAUGCCAACAACGGACAAGGCAACGCCAACAACGGCCAGAACGGACAGGCUGGUAACAACGGCCAGGAUGCUGGUAACACCAACAAUGCUGGCCAGGCUAACAACGGUCAGAAUGGUCAGGCUGGUCAAGGUAACGCCAACAACGGCCAGGGCAACGCCAACAACGGACAGAAUGGCCAGACCGACCCCAACGGCACAAACAACGCUUCUACCCCUGACCAGACCACCACUGCUGCCGCUGCCGCUACCACUGCUGCUGCUCAGAAUGGACAGACCGGACAGAACGGCCAGACUGGACAGAACGGUCAGACUGGACAGAACGGUCAGGGCCAGGGCCGUGGCCGUGGUGGACGUGGACGCGGCCGUGGUGGACGAAAGGGUGCCGCCACUUCUGCUGCUGCCGGUGCUGCCGCUACUCCCACUGCCGCCGCUGCUCCUACUGAUGGCUCCGGUAACGUCGCUGUCUCUGCUGCCGCUGGCAAGGGUGGUGCCGCCGGCUCUGUUGCUCUUGGAGGAAUCGCUGCUCCCCCCGUCACUCAGUCUGGCAACCAGGACAGACCCUUUGACGUCCAGGGCAACACCUUCACCACAAAGGCUGCUGCCAUCCAGCGAGCCUGUGACAUUCAGAACAACCAGUGCGCUGAUGCCGUCAACAGCCAGCAGCUGAGCGGCGUCACCGUCGGUGACUGCCAGACUCAGGUUGCCACCUGCACUUCAAACCUUGCUGCCUCAUCAUAA